AUGACCCAUCAAAUAAAACUAAACAUCUAUGACCUUUCUCAAGGUCUAGCAUCCCAAUUCUCUCCCAUGAUCCUAGGAUUCCACAUAAAAGCUAUAUAUCAUACUUCAAUAACUAUAUUCAAUCAAGAAUGGUAUUUUAAUUCUCAAGGAAUCCAACGUUCAAUCCCAUAUCAAACACAUUUUGGUAAACCUAUAGAAAUUAGAGAUAUGGGAACAACAGAGAUCCCCUUGGAAAUAUUUGAAGAAUUUAUCCAAGAUUUACCAAGAUUCCAAAGUGGGAAAUAUGAAUUAUGGGAAAAUAAUUGUAAUGAUUUUACUAAAACUGUUAUGGAAUUCUUGAAUGAUUUUAAUGAUUUUGAUGAUGAAAUUUAUGGACUAAGUAGAAGGGUAUUAAAUUCUGAAAAGGGGGAGAUGUUAAGACAAUUAAUGACGGGGAUGAUUGUUGAUUAA
This is a messenger RNA of Hansenula ciferrii, 450 nucleotides long. Its product is annotated as C97 family peptidase. Gene Ontology annotation, molecular function: peptidase activity. Gene Ontology annotation, biological process: protein modification by small protein removal. The coding region runs from base 1 to 450 and encodes 149 amino acids. Lineage: Eukaryota; Fungi; Ascomycota; Saccharomycetes; Phaffomycetales; Wickerhamomycetaceae. The record is from RefSeq and is a predicted model, not a curated record. The transcript has a single exon.